Molecule: messenger RNA, 3284 nt
Organism: Cladocopium goreaui
Lineage: Eukaryota; Dinophyceae; Suessiales; Symbiodiniaceae
Source: the annotation of a GenBank genome assembly
GCUGGUCCCACGUGGUCUUGUUUGGGCCUGCAUGGCCAUUGCCGCGUGUGUGCGGCAGAUAGUAACAAAGCCAAUGCAACAGGGACGAAUUGGCGUGCGCCAUGAGGUUGCAUGGAUGGCUCAGACAUUGCGUGGCUACAGUGCCCCCGUUGCAGCUGCAGAACGACUGACGAGGUCAGGAUUGAAAAGUGACGCCAUCCCUGCUUCAAAUGCUGAACGGAUGGGUUUGGCUGCUUUGGCCACUUCCGCCACUUCAGCUGGAAUUUGCCGCCGACGUGUUGGCAGGCGUUACAACACAGUGGCCACAGCCACUGCAACACUGGAGGCUCCCACAGAGAUCUUGCGCAAAGAUUAUCAGCAGCCGUCCUUUUUUAUUCGAGAAGUGACGCUCACCGUGAGAAUUUUUGAUGGCCGCACGGAGGUUGCCUCCCGAAUGCUCUUGGAGAAGAACACAGGUGGUUCACUGCCACUGGAUGGAGAGGACUUGAAACUCAAGAAAGUCCUUCUAUGUGGGAAAGAACUCAAAGAAGGCGAGGGAUAUACUCUAGAAAAGGAGAAACUGAUCAUUUCAGCCGAUGCUCUCGAAGCAGGUGAUUCAACAGAUCUAUGGCUCGAAACAGAGGUAGAGAUUGAGCCAGAAAAAAACACUCAGCUGUCAGGCCUGUAUUUCAGCGGCAGCAUGUAUUGCACCCAGAUGGAAGCAGAAGGCUUCCGGCGGUUUACCUACUAUUUGGACAGACCUGAUGUCAUGGCAAAGUUUACCUCAGUUCGUCUUGAAGCAGAUGAAUCGAAAUGCCCCAUCCUGUUGAGCAAUGGAAAUCGCAUUGAUUCUGGCAAACUUGAGGAAGGGCGACACUUCGCGGUUUGGUCAGAUCCUUUUGCUAAGCCCUCCUACCUCUUUGCAGUGGUUGCGGGAGAUUUGGCAUCCAUUCAAGACAAGUUCAUCACGAAGUCUGGCAGAGAGGUCCACUUGGAGAUCUUUGCAGCAAAGGAAGACAAAGAUCAGCUCUGGCAUGCCAUGAGGUCUCUGCAAAAUUCCAUGAAGUGGGACGAAGAGCGGUUUGGACUGGAGUACGACUUGGAUAUCUACAACAUUGUCGCCGUGAAGGACUUCAACAUGGGUGCUAUGGAGAACAAAAGCUUGAAUGUCUUCAACACCUCACUGACCUUAGCGCGUGAAGACACUGCAACAGAUGAUGAUUACGAGCGCAUUGAGGGCGUCAUUGGUCACGAGUACUUUCACAACUGGACUGGCAACCGAGUGACUUGCCGUGAUUGGUUCCAGCUGACCUUGAAGGAGGGUCUCACAGUCUACAGAGAUCAGGAGUUCUCUGCUGACAUGGGCUCGAGGGCACGUAAGCGCAUCGAAGAUGUGCGAAUCCUGCGAGCUGCACAAUUCCCAGAGGACAAUGGCCCCAUGUCACAUCCGAUUCGGCCUGAGAAAUAUGCUGCCAUCGACAACUUCUACACUGCUACAGUAUACAACAAGGGCGCUGAAGUCAUUCGCAUGUACGAGACCUUGCUGGGUCGGGAUGGCUUUCGAAAGGGAAUGGACCUCUAUUUCGAGCGCCACGAUGGCAAUGCAGUCACCUGUGAUGACUUUCGAUCUGCGAUGCAGGAUGCGAAUGGUCGAGACCUCUCCCAAUUUGAGCGGUGGUAUCUGCAAGCAGGGACUCCCACUGUGACAGCUACUGAUGCCUGGGAUGCAGAGACUGGCACCUAUUCCUUGACCCUCAAGCAGACAGUCCCAGAUACGCCUGGGCAGAUGGACAAGUUGCCCAUGCAGAUUCCUGUGCGGGUUGGUCUUUUGGACAGGGAGUCCGGCAAGGAGCUGAUGCGUGACACCGUUUUGGAACUUUGUGAGGAGUCGAAGACCUUCGAGCUGAAAUUAGACGAGACCCCAAGCGGGAGGCCAGUACCAUCGCUGCUGCGGGGCUUUUCAGCUCCUGUGAAGCUUGAGUAUGACUACAGCGAUGAAGACCUCUCCUUGCUAGCUGGCUUCGACACUGAUUCCUUCAAUCGAUGGGAGUCGAUGCAGCGGUUGGGAUCGAAGGCUGUCUUGGAUGCCUUCAAGACAGAGGAUAUCGACUCGUUUCAGCCAGAUGCAACCUUCAUGGAUGCUAUGAAACGUAUUGUGCAGGAUAAGGUGACAGAUGAUCUCUCCUUGAUUGCCUACGCUCUGAUCUUGCCCACGGAGUCCACGCUGAUGCAACAGGCGAAGCCGCCCAUUGAUCCUACGCGACUCCAUGAGGCCAGGAAUCGUGUCCGGAAGGUCAUUGCAACGGAGUUAGAGGACGACAUGCGGAAGAGGUAUGAUGAGCUCACGCCCAAGGACGAUGAGAAAUACGUCAUCGAUGGUCCCAGUUCAAGCCAGAGACGACUUCGAAAUGUGCUGCUGGCCUACCUUUGCACUUCAGGUGGAGAUGCAAAAGCUGCAGAGCUUUGCGGAAAACAUUUCAAGACCGCCAAAGGCAUGACAGACAAGCUUGCAGCCUUCAGCUGUUUGUGCAACAUACCAGACUCACAGGAGGCCAAAGAGGCCAUCGAGCAGUUCCUGGCAGAUGCGAACGGUGAUGCCAAUGUCAUCGACAAGUGGUUUGCAUCGCAGGCGAGAGCAGAUGUGGAUGACCUUUUGCCCCGGGUGAAGAAGCUCAUGGAACAUCCCGAGUUCUCUUUGAAGAAUCCAAACCGUUUGCGGUCUGUGGUCAGCGUCUUCAUUUCCUCACCGCAAUUUCACCUGCCUGAUGGCUCCGGCUAUGACUUUGCUCUGGAGAUGAUCCCCAAAGUUGAUGCCCUGAACCCGCAGGUGGCUGCUCGCAUGGCGAACGGCGCCUUCAGGACCUGGCGUCUCUUGGAUGAGAAGCGGCAGAAGAUGAUCUUGGACCGAUUGGCAGACCUGAGCAAGGCUGGCCUGUCCAAGGAUGCCGCAGAGAUUGUGUCAAAGAUGCAAGCAUGAGAUAUCAUGAGACGUAUGGACCCUACAUCAAGUACGGUUUGUACCACUCAAGCUUGAAAUUGCUUUUAACAUGGCUGUAAAAUGCUGCACAUUUCCAGCACCCGCAUCAGACGGGAAGCUCUUGCACGGCAGAAGCUCUAUCUGCCCACUUGGCAGAAUACCAGUUGGCUCGAUUUUCAAGCUCCUGCUAGUUCGGAAAAGGCGUUGUGUGAGAAUGCGAUGUAGCAUGAAAUACAUUUGCAGGCAUGCCCACGCAAUUUUCUGUUGCUCAAGCACCAAACUGGUUGUUUGAACGACAGACACCGGAAUACCCAGAGAUGACUCGGAC